Messenger RNA from Cladocopium goreaui, 1919 nucleotides. NCBI's taxonomy places the organism in Eukaryota, Dinophyceae, Suessiales, Symbiodiniaceae. The record is from the annotation of a GenBank genome assembly.
GAUCGAGAAUUUCAAGCUAAGUGCGCUGUGCACUGGCUGGGAUGGCCUUGUCCUUCUCUGGGCCGGGGCACUUGCACCCGGUCGCGGCGGUGACCAGAGCACCUGGCCGCUUUGAGGAAGGCCUUGGCCCAGGCAAUGCUCGAUCUGGGCGUUCUGAGCGUUCUGGGCGUUCUGUCUCCACACCAAUUCUUCCAGCAGUGGUGGCAGCUGGUGUUGCUCGAUCACGCAGAAGCCGAUUGAAGGCGGUGCCAGGAACUUCCGUAGAGGAAGCCAAAGAAAUGAGUCAGCCAGAUCGCAAAGCCGCCCUUGAGAGGAGCGACCAAAUGGCAAGGAAGAUUUUAGGAGCAGACAAGACUGUGGAGCAAGUGGUGCCAGCUGACUUGUUGCAGAGUGAUGUUGGUAAAGAACUCAAAGUUGCCAUGGAAUCGAUGGUGGAGGUGCUCCACAUACUUUGCUUGGGCACUUUGCUCUUGGAGGAGGCCAAGGACAAGUCUACUGUUGGUUUGCAUGGCUUUGCCUUGGACACGGAAUAUGUCCGCCAGACCGACAGCACCGAAACUACGAUGCCUGCUGCUGCAGUGACGAGUUACGUCAUGAAGCAGCUCUUGGAGAAUUUUCCUGAUGACCCAGUUCUUAGCGAUGAGGACGGGGAGCUUCUCUCCAGAGAUGAAAGCUUUGCAAAGAGCGUGGCAAACUUUUUGACAUCCUUCCAGGUCUUGCCAGGUGCAACUCCGGAGGGUGUAGCUGAGUGGAGCAAGCACUGCAACUCCUAUCCAGAUGGAGUUCCACCCAACAGAUACUGGGUUUUUACACCCAUUGACUCAAACAAGGAGUUUCGAGAUGCCAAGCAAUUCUGCUGCACCCUGUGCUUGAUACAGGAUGGUGAACCAGUUCUGAGCGUCAUGGGUUGCCCCAUGUUGAGUUAUGACCAUCCAAGCAGGAGCACCAGCCACCCCUCAGGCAGUAGCAUUUUCUAUGCUGUCAAGGGCCAUGGGGCAUGGACUCAAUGCGUGAUCAUGCAGAGGGAGACUGGCGUGUACAUGGGCCAGUAUGGUUUGAAAGGAAAGUCUUUGAAGCUCAAAGUGAGCGAGAAGAUUCGACGCGGCAAUGAUGGCCUGUAUGACAUGCUUGGGACAGAACAGCUGCGAAUCGCACAGCACUCCAGAAUGAGGCAAGACAUUUUCCUGGACUCCGAGCGGAUUGCCAAGCUUUUGGGCUCGGAGUUUGCCAAGUUUCAUUUUAUUGACAACUCCAUCAAGUUCAGUUGGCUUGCUCGAGGAGAUGAAGACAUUGCCUGGACCAUCACACAGGGUCUCUAUGACUCUUCCUCCACUUUGCGGAUCACUGAGCAUGCAGCUGGUGCCUUUAUUGCUCAAGAGUCUGGGGCAGUUCUGUCAGACUUUGAUGGCAAGGACAUUGACUGGUCCACUGGGCCCAUUUUGGCCAACAACCGUGGCCUUUUUGCAACGGACCCAAACAAGGUGCCAAAGCAAGCCAUUGUGAAAGCUGCAAAGGAAGCAACUGAAAAGUCUCAAGUCUUGUACGAAGAGAGGUGUGAAAAGAGACGUGAAAAGGCCAAGAUGCUGCGAAAGAUCUUUGAAGAAAUGACCAAACAGGCAGAGACCGAUGAAGAGAUCAAGGGUGCCGAGGUUGUGAAAAGGAGAGGGCUGGAGAUGCUGGACAAUGAUGAGGAGAUGAUGAAGUUGACACAGGAAUCCAUGAACCGAGGUGUCCCCAUCUUGGGUCAACCUCCUACAGCAGAUGCGGAUGCGCUGGAGGGACCUAUCCCCUAUUCGCCCAUCAAUCCAAACUCUGAGUGAAGGCUUUUUCCAGCUCCGAUUCGUGGCCCUGGGCCUCUUUUCGGCUCAAAAGUAGGAGCUAAUCUCAAACACGCGUCGCAUCAUGUGCUAGGAUGAAAA